AUAUUUUUUAUUUUGGUGGUGCAAUACCAGUACAAGAAAGCUUUUCAUGUACAAUUCUUGGUUAUUCUGAUAAUCCCAAUAAUGGUUACUGCAGCAGAAAUUGUGUAGCUAUUAUCAAAAAUUUCAAUCCUUCUGAUUAUGAUAUGAGAAAUGAUUCUUUGAAACUUGAUAUAGGUUAUUUUACAAAUUGUAAUGCAGUAUUUUCUAAUUCUUUUUACACUGUUACAAAAGUACUUUAUGUUGAUUUAGUUGAUGGACAGGGAUAUUUUCAUUUUAGUGAUAUUGUACCAGUACAAACAAAUAUUACAUAUCAAUUUUGGGCUUAUUUCGGAUUCUCUAAUUAUGAAAAUUCGACAGAUCCUACUGAUAAUGAGUGUUUUGGAGGUUGUAUGGGUGCAGCCCAAAAUUUAAUUCCUACUGAUGAUAUUAUUAUUAGUAGUUUUUGA
Molecule: messenger RNA, 446 nt
Organism: Dentiscutata erythropus
Lineage: Eukaryota; Fungi; Glomeromycota; Glomeromycetes; Diversisporales; Gigasporaceae
Source: the annotation of a GenBank genome assembly